UACCGAAGGGAACAGGGUGGAGCAAACGGCGCAACUUUGAAGCGAUCUGUAGAGGCCGGAGGGGUAGCAGCUUACACGGAACGGCCCGCCGGCGGGGACGCAUCGCGGGCACGCUUGGACUGCAGUCGGGCGCUCCUGCGCGGUUCUGCCGCUGCCAGCCGAUUCAUGGCGAACCGAACGCCGCGGAAUCGACGGUUCGUCUUCUAGUGGAAGGGGAAGGAGGGACGAGGGUUUCGUUUUAGGAAGACCCCACGAAACAGAAACAAGUGUAGUUAAUCAUCGGGACGAGGGACGAGUCUAUUUUAAGGCGGCCGCUAGCUUAGCCCAGAUGGGAUCGCCGUCUCCGGCGCCGCCGCCGCCGCCGCCCAAGUGGAUUAUGCUGCGCCGCGUUCCGCAAGUGUGCCAUGAUCUCUACGCUGACUUCUCCGUCACGCUCGCCGAGCCCCCGCGCCCCACCGAGCUCGUCGUAUCCCCGCAUCUCGCCCCCGAUGGCGUCUCCGCCGACUGUUUCCCUUUGGUCCACGCCGCCGAUCCGUCCGGAAUCCUCCUCGUCUCCGCCACCUACGACCGCUGCUCCAUGGCCCCUCCCUCCGCCGACAAGCAGGCGGGGGAUUACACGACCAACUACUUCGCCUGGCAUGCCGCCAUCGACUACACCCACCGCCUCCCGCCACAUGAGGACUCUGUAAAGCACACCGGCAACGUCGGCGUCGUCGUCGACAAGUACAAUUUCAUGGUCGCCGAGCUCCUGCCCGCCGGCGACGGCGACCGCGCCAGUCUACUCUGCUAUUGGUCAUAUGAUCGUGAAUGGGUGAAGAAAACUCUCCCCUUUCCCCUCAAAUGCCCUUGGUCUAGUGCCCGUACCUUCUCGCACCAAGGGAAGCUCUGGUGGUUGGAUCUUUCGCAAGGUCUUCUCUGCUGCGAUCCUUUUGCUAAAGAGACGGAGCUCCUCUUCGUGCCAUUCCCUGAUGAUAUAGAUACACACACUCGAGGCAGAGAUGUCGGCAACCGUCGCUGCGUAAAUCUGAGCAAUGGUGCGCUGUGGUUAGCGGAGAUGACUUACCACCGCCGUGCGCUGUUCGUUAAGAUGUGGAAGCUGGGCACUCAAGGGCAAUGGACUCCCGAUUACACAGUUAAGUUUGCGGAUAUCUGGGCUGACAGGAGCUACAAGGAAACUGGAAUACCGAAGAAGAAGCCGGCAUUGGUAGCCAUCAACCCUGAUGAUCCCGAGGUGCUUUACUUCUCUUUGGAGGGUAAUCUCCUCCAAGUUAACAUGUGUGCCAAAAGAGUUGAGCUGUGUGUGGCUUUCAGGCGCCCUACCACAGAUUUGAAAAUAGACCAGGGGUCCUCGCAGUUUAUUCUCACUUGGAAUCUUCCGACAUCGAUAGUUUCAUCAUCAGUAGGACGAAAGCAAGAAGAGCGGUCAUCGAGGGAUUCAGCUUUUGAUAUGAUUGCAGAUUCGUUCACCAAUGCAUGCGCUAGUGUGCUUGAUGAUAUGGAAUUUAAUCAGCUGGCUAUGACUGCAAUUGAAUACCUUAACCAGAGCCGAAAGGAAGAGAAGGUCAAGUUCAGAUUGUCUGAGCGUCUCUGCCAAUGUUAUUUUGACGAGGAGGAGGCUAGUACUUCCCACAGAAAGCAAUAUAUCCAUAUGAACUUCUAUGUUCACACGGAGUCUGAAAGGCUUCCGCAGCUUGUGUUUGCGGAGUUUGUCGAAGCUAAUAGGAACGAUGAUUGUUCCUGGGAUUUGUUGUCAUGCAAAACUAUAACCAAGAACAGUCCUGGUACAUUUUAUUUCCUCUCAAUAGUUGUUCUAAUUUUGGAUUAAUCCUUGUUCACCUAUUGAUAGAAGGGAGUUAUUUUGAGAUACACAUAGUCAAUAAUUGUGAAAUCUGAACUUCUCCUAAGAUCUUUCUUGGUAUUAGGAUUGCACACGUGAUACUGGUAGAUGUAGAUAUAUCUAAAAAAGUACUUCCUCUAUAAACUUUUAUAAGACAUUUUAGAUCACUACUUAUAAAAGUUUACAGAGGGAGCACUUUCCUAAUAUUAAAGAUUUAUCGAGUUUAUUAAUAUAUUGCAACAACAACAGUGCAGUACUUUGUUGAACCAGGCUAGUUAAGAUGAACAUAUGGUUCAUUACUUGGUUGAACUUGGUUACAUCAGAAUAUUAGAUGAACUAGAUGCUGAGCUAUGCAUCCUUUGUUCACUAUUAUGUGCCUUAUAACUAGAAAUCAACCUAGUACUUUAUUCCAAUUUAAUGUUACUACUGAGCCCUACAAGCUGUAGCCCUCAAGCUUCUAAUGGUGUACUAAUAGACAAGACUAAGAGUUAAUGACAGUAGUUCUUUCUAGGAGUAAAUGGCAAGCAGUUUUAUGUAUUUUGAUGUGUUAGGUGUUGAGGCCUUGUGCCUAUCGUGACCAAAUUGUGCGGCGAUUAGUGUUCCAUUUUUUAGCGGCAGUAAUUAUGUACCACAAUCUUGCAGAAAUUUUCACUUUGCCAGAAAAUUGUUCAAAUACUGAGACAUGCUAUUAAAGAGCAACGCACUAAGAGCAUGCGUAUUCUCAAGUAUUGAUGCGACUUACUCCAGUGCUACAAAAGUCUUGUUGUUUUGGACAUUGAAAUGUUCACCAAUAUGGAUCUUCGACCAUUACCUUCUCUAUUCAUUUAUUACUAAAGUUACAGAAAAUAUGAUGACAUGAAAGUACUUUGACAAACCUAUUACUUGGUUUCACAAUAUUUAUCCCAAAUGCAUAUCUAGGAGGUACCGAACUAAAAAAUGAUUUGAUAUAAUCCAACCAUACUUGCUCUCACUGAUAAAUUAGUCGUUCUCUAUUUAAAUAGAAUCAAGUAUGGUAAGAUUCCAUCAAAUAUUAAUUGACUCCAUCUUGUAGUUACGAGCAGGGGUUUGCUGCUGUGAAACGGGGGGAGUAGUACCAUCUUCAUAUAAAGCAUAUAAAUAGAUUUACAUAUAUUAGUGGUUGACGGUGUCACGACCCAGGGUGCCUCAAGAUCCUAGAAGUUAGUUCACCAGACUGCUCAGGAGCCCUAGGCCGCUAUACGGCUUGGCCAUCAGCCUGACUUGGGAGGCCUGGAGAAGGAAGGAACCGACUUCCUUGCUGUGCAAGACAAGGAGGCCAAACAUCCUUCAACCACCUUAGAACCGACUAGACUCUUUAACCCUAGGCCCCUGGCAUCCUUUAUAAUCUCAUGCUUGGGCUAAUCGAUACCAUCAUUAUACCUAUGAUCCCUGAUAUUUGUAUUGUCCUCUGUACCCUCAUCCAAUCAAUACAAUAAGAGCAGGAGUAGGGUUUUACCUCCAUAGCGUGAGGGCCUGAACCUGGGUAAAUUAUCCCCUAUUCCUUCUCUGGGCUUUCCAGCUAGUUGCAGGACCCUAUCGAGGGGCCUCCCGGAAUUCACACCAACAAUGGCGCGCCAGACACGGGUCGUGCUUGCUGGAACUGAGAUCUAGAUGGAUCUGACAUCAAUCGUGCCGCCUUCUCUAUUGGGCAGAUGUUUGCUUUCGGGCGAUGAACUGCAUCACCAACUCGGCGGAGCAGAUUGAGCCAUUGACACCUACAAGCCAGGCCAGAUUCUCCUCUUCGGGGGCCUGGAAUUCAUCGCCGACUCGCGCGGCAAGCUUCGCCUCUGUGGCCAGUCGCCUUGUUGAGCACAUGAGUCAGGAAUUGAAGUUCCUCAGGGAGAUUCUUCGUCUUUCUGCGCAGCCCAGAGUGAUCUGUCCUAGAAGAACCUGGUCAAUCUUUGGGUACAAUCAGUUUCCCUGGUGUACUCAUACAUCAGUUAAGCCCGGGCCUUGAUGGCUAGAUCCGCGUGUCCAAGUAGGCCAUCAUCACAUCUGCCAUCAUCAGACCAGUAAAAUCUAUGGGGACGUUUGGCCAGUAAAACCCGCCCUCUUGCCAUUUCCUAUUGGAAGUGGGCAGGGGGCACUUGAUGUACCCGGAUCUGUAUCGCUUCGUGAUGGCGGCUCUGCCGCACUCAUAGCUCUCGCCAUCGUUGGUCUGGAGCUUGAACUGGAAAUACCAGCGCUAAAGCCCGAAUGCGGCUGGAUUGCUGGGAAACACUCACACACCAUUAUGAAACAUACAAUGUCUAGAAUCCCAUUUGGCGUUAGGCGAUGAAGUUGGAGCUAGUAGAAGUAGCGGAGGCCACAAAAAAUAUUGUGGCAGCGACAAACCUCGCACGAGGAAGGACACAUACAAGAUCCACUCUGCUUCACGCGCCGUCAGAGAGACCUUCGCCAUGCCAUUAAUCGCUUCAUCGGCGACCUCCAGACAACGUGGUCCCGCAGCAGCAAAUAGACCUACACCCCUGCCCGACGAGGCUGUUGAGCUGAGGUGGGGAUGUUGUUGAUGCCAUCCACUCCCCCUUCAUAUCCAAGGGGGUGGUGAUUUUUCCCUUGUCGCCGCCGCUGCCCUUGCUCGAAGUGUUGCCCUUCAUUUUGUUGUCACCCCGACCCUUGGUCGAUUGGGGGCCAUUGGUAGGUGGCGGCGUGGAGUGGUGGAGAAAGGUAGGAGCUUGAGCUCAGAGGCAUGGAAAUGGAAGCUUGGGCUAAAGGAAUGACGGGGGUGAAGAAAUGGGAGAGGUGUGGCAUGGCUGGGUGCGGAUCUCCCUAUAAAGCCCCGAUGGGAGGCUAAAUGUCGUUGUUAAUGUCGUGACACGCGGCCACAAUCUUCUGCCAUAUCCCUACUAGGCACGGGAAUUGAGGCGCUCCUUAAAUGGCACCUGAGCCCGAGGAGCCAUAUCCCUACUAGGCACGGGAACAGCAUAGGCUUUGUUGCAGCUGGCUUGUGGGGAACAAUCUGACAGGACCAAUUCCAGUUAUGAGCUCCCUGCAUCAUUUGGCAUCACUGUAAGUAGAAACAUACCACUUGAUGAUUGCUUAUGCAAAAUGAUUUUCUGGAGGUUCAUAAUUACUACUACUACUACUAGUCGACAAAAUGAAGACGCUGGCUGUUCCAUUUCACUAGUUAA
This is a messenger RNA of Triticum aestivum (bread wheat), 4986 nucleotides long. RefSeq lists its product as uncharacterized. The transcript has 3 exons. Bases 329 to 1825 code for a protein of 498 amino acids. The record is from RefSeq and is a predicted model, not a curated record. NCBI's taxonomy places the organism in Eukaryota, Viridiplantae, Streptophyta, Magnoliopsida, Poales, Poaceae.